CACAGCGCGUCUCUGCCCUCUUUAGUGUGAAAACAGGAGAGAAGAUGUGCGAUGGUGCAUAGACUCGUAGUACUAAUAGUGAAUCCAGUUGUUCCAAACACACCAAAUCCGCCGUAGUACUGAUUCGGAUUCGUAGCUGUCGCACAAGUUGUCAUAAAGGGCAAACACUGAAAUGGAAAUAAUUUGAAAUAUUACCACAUUAUGAAUUGAAGCGUGCGCCUUGUCAUACUCAUAAACAUAAUAUCAAUAAGCUUCGGUUGCGUACUGGAACAACUACAACAUGAAGUUCGGUGGCGUACUGCAAGAAUGAGAAGGACUCGCAUCUGUUGCCUACACGUGAAAAUACAUUCCAGCACUCGGUUGGUCGUUCGUUCAUCUUAUCGUCCUCUCACCACUCGUGCAAAAAUAUUAGUUCCGUCUCGUACAACUCGGUCUCGUGCGCCUGAUAUUGAGGCUGAAGCCAAAUUCUGUUUCUGACUUGAUAGCUAAAAAAUGCGUGCGCGCGGCCGCGCCGGCUCCUUCGUUCCAAUGCAUUGAUCUUCAUCUUUCCCACCACGUGGUGUUACAGCUACUUCAUCUCACCAGUCUUCGUAGACUAAUUUUGUGCUGUAUCCCGGCAACAAAAAUUGUCUCCUGCCUGUGCUUAAGCUUCAGCAAAGCUUCUUCUUCACAAACUGAACUUUCUAAUAGUGCAAUUUUACUAUCACUCCUCCUCAAGGAAGUUCCCAGUACAAUCUCUAUCACCACUUACAAAAAGUCCACCAAAUCAGGGGCUGUAUUGUUACUUCUCGAGUAGAGUAAGAUACAACCUGCUUCGAUUUUUCGGUUUGGACUUUUUCGAGUGCAGCGCUGUUGAAUUCCACUCGGAGUUCAAGAAGGCACUGCAUCACUGGUUUAUGCAGUUUUAGAUGGCUUGCGGUUGCUUUGGCGGUAAAUCCGAUCUUGUUAAAAUGGCUGAAUUGCAGGGGUUCCUGAAGUCCGUCUCGCUCUUCCGGCAUUUGCCGGACAGCGAGCACAGCACGAUUGCGCGCGAGAUGCACCGGGUCAAGUACAAGAAGGGCGACAUCAUUUUCAAGCAGGGUGACCAGGGCGACGCGUUUUACAUCGUGGCGCAGGGUGCGGCGAGCGUCCUCGUCCGCCCGUCCGCGUUCAUCAAGGUGAACGACUACGUCACGCUCGCGACGGAGCUGAUCUUCUCCGGCAAGACCGUGCCGCCGGGCACUGUCGCCCGGGUCGACAAGUAUGACGCCAACCGGGACUACCCCUACACCAUCCGGCUGCAGGGGCAGAAGUGGGAUGGCCAGCGCGGACGCGUCAUGCCGGACGAGAUCGAGCUGCACCAGGGAAACCCGGAGCCGGUCCACGUCGCGACGCUGAAAGCGGGUACUAUUUUUUGGAUACUUGCUCAUGCUCAUUUUUCUACUAGUACUGACUGUAGUGCGACCGAAGUAUAAAGUUGUUAUUGUAUCUGCAAAAUCUGACGUGGCAAAGUGGCCUCCAGACGCAACAAGUAGAACAUUCAUUAUCGACUCGUCAGAUGGCCUUGUACCAUACGGCGCAUAGUUGUACUACAAUUUUUCCAAUACCAAAUGAAAUUACCCUUUGGAGGACGAACCCCCACAUCACUAUCAACACCAGGUGAUUAUUUCGGCGAGCAGUCUCUCCUGAAGGGCAAACCGCGCAAUGCGACGAUCAAGGCAGCGGAGGACUUGGAAUGCGCCGUGAUCGACUCCCGGGUGUUCUCCAAGCUCGACCUCGGCUCGAAACUCCAGUUCGCCAAGCGAAAGGCCCUGCAGGCGCACGACGGGGAGAAGAAGUCGGGGGACACCACGAAGUCCGAGGAGGAGAUGAAGUUGGUCUUGAAUGGUAUCCUCGCCAACACGAAAUUGACGGAAAUCGUCUCGCUCGACGAGCAGCACCUGGACGCCAUGGUCGCCGCCGCCUACCGGCAGAAGUUUGAACCAGGUAGAGUUUGAUGUGGAUGCGUUUUAAUAUUGCGGUUUCAUCUUCAUGCAUAUGGAAUUUAAGUUAACCGAGGCGUGUAGUCGUUAUCGUUAACGUUUUUUUCCCUAUUAAGCACCGCGAGCACUAGUACCGUCGGUGAAUGAGAAGAAUCCUGGGCGGAUCUUUACAAAAUCCUAAACCCUUCCUAUCUUCCCCUACUCCAUCCAGGUGACGUCGUGAUCAAGCAGGGAGACAUUCAGGCCGAGGAAUUCUACGUGAUUGCCUCCGGUAAGUUCGAUGUUUCCGUGGCGGACCAGCACACCACCGACCACAAGAUCCACGCCGCGGAGAACGUCGCCACCUUGUCCUCCGGCCAGUCGUUUGGCGAGCUCGCCCUGCUGUACCAGGCCCCGCGCGCCGCCACGAUCACCUGCAAGACCGCGGGGACCUUGUUCGCGAUUGACCGGUUCACCUUCAAAGACACGCUGCGCAAGGCGAACGAGAACCGCCACCUCGGGUACGUGAAAAUUCUCGAUUCCAUCCACCUGUUCGACUGCCUGCUCGCGGACGAGAAGGAGGCCAUGGCCUCCUGCCUGGUCGAAACCCACUACAUCAUGGGCGAGACCAUCAUCAAGGAGGGGGAGGAGGGGGACGCGUUUUACAUCCUGAAGCAGGGGCAGAUUGCGUUCACGAAGAAGGACGAGAAAGGCCAGGAGAAGGUGGUGUCCCACAUGGACAGCACGAAGCCGGGCAAGGGCUGCUACUUCGGCGAGCGGUCCCUUCUGAAGGCGGAAAAACGCGCCGCCACGGUGCGGGUCACGUCCCAGGAAGCCGUGGCGCUUGCGCUGUCGAAAGAGCGGUUUGAGGAUAUGGUCGGCCCGCUGGCGGACCUGAUCAAGGCGCAGGAGGCGGGGCAGCAGCGCACGGCGAAGGUCGCGGCCGCGGGCGCGGCCUCCCCGGGGCAGCAGCGCGACAUGAAGACGAUCAAGCAGUCCGACCUGAAGCGGUUGGCGCUGCUCGGCUGCGGGGGGUUCGGGGCGGUGACCCUGGAGCAGCACAAGACCACCGGGGACACCUACGCGCUGAAGCGGCUUUCGAAAGGCCACAUUGUCAAGACGAAGAUGCAAGCCGGGACCAUGCGCGAAAAGAACAUCCUGGCCAUGUGCGAUUCCGCGUUCGUGAUCCGUCUGUUCGCCACCUUCAAGGACGACCAGUACCUGUUUUUCGUCCUGGAACCGGCCCUCGGCGGGGAGCUGUACGCGACCUACCAUAAAUACCGUUUUCACGGGGACGUGAAGAAAGCGAAAUUUUACGCCGCGACGGUCGUGUUUUGCUUCGAGCACCUGCACGAGCGCAACAUUCUGUACCGGGAUCUGAAGCCGGAAAACCUGCUGUUGGACGGCCGGGGGAUGUGCAAGAUCACGGACAUGGGGCUGGCCAAGGUGGUCACCGGAAAAACCUUCACCACCUGCGGAACCCCGGAUUACUUCGCGCCCGAAGUGGUGCAGCAGGCGGGCAUGGGACGCGGCGUCGACUGGUGGACCCUCGGCAUUUUGAUCCACGAACUCAUGUCCGGCCACGCGCCGUUUGAAGCAAACGACCCGAUGGAGACCUACCAGAAAAUCGUCCGCGGCGUGUCCCGGGUCCGCUUCGUGUACCGUGACGCGGACGCGGUGGACCUGGUCAAGAACAUGCUGAAGCACCAGCCGGCCGAGCGACUCCCGAUGCGGGUGGGGGGCACGAAAAACGUCAAGCAGCACCCCUGGUUCUCCGACUUUGACUGGGAUGCCUGCUACACCCAGAAAAUGACGGCACCCUACAAGCCCAUCGUGAAAUCCCCCACAGACGCCUCCAACUUCCGCGCCAGCGAGUCAGAUUUGCCACCAAGUAUCAACUAUGUGGACGACGGAACGGGCUGGGACGCCGAUUUCUAACGAUCUACUAAGAUCAUUUUGGGUCAUUUGAUUGAUUUAUUCAUAGGGCUGUUUUACUUAUUUCAUUUCCUAGAAGAACUCUACGUCUACAAUAAUUACCAAGAUGUGUUUUAUUUCGUUUUCGUUUAUAUGACUUUUCAACUUCGUAAUUUUAGGAUUUAUUUCAUUACAUAACGCGCACAGAUUUUC
Messenger RNA from Amoebophrya sp. A120, 4067 nucleotides. Lineage: Eukaryota; Dinophyceae; Syndiniales; Amoebophryaceae. The record is from the annotation of a GenBank genome assembly.